Molecule: messenger RNA, 1065 nt
Organism: Diaporthe amygdali
Lineage: Eukaryota; Fungi; Ascomycota; Sordariomycetes; Diaporthales; Diaporthaceae
Exons: 5
Coding region: 1-1065 (354 amino acids)
Source: RefSeq, a predicted model, not a curated record
AUGACCCUACUGGACUUUCCUCUCCGGCGUAUCAAAGGCCGGUUCGUGCCGGAGCCCCUACCCCUGCCAGACACAUUCAAAGGACAGACAGUCCUGGUCACAGGAGGGACAGCAGGCCUAGGUCUAGCGGCCUCUUUACAUUUUGCUGGCCUUGGGGCUGAUGUGAUCAUCACCUGCCGGACGAAGUCCCGUGGCGAUGCUGCCAAGAAGAAGAUUCAGCGUGCUGCGCCAGAGUCUCGUGUAUCUGUGAUGGAGCUCGAUAUGGCACGGUACUCCUCCUGUAUAGCCUUUACUGCGGAACUCAGGAAGGUUCGUCAAGGACAAGGAGGCAUUGAUGUGGCCGUGUUGAAUGCAGGUGUGCUCAGUCCUCGCUUUGUUGCUAGUCCUGAAGGCUGGGAAGUGACGAUUCAAGUCAACACACUCAGCACAAUCCUUCUUGGAAUGUUGCUCUUGGACUUGAUGAAAUCCGAACGAGGCAACCGAAACUCCCCAGCACGCGUCGUCUUUGUAACAUCGCGAAGCCACCUUUACCCGGACAUAAGCCACUGGCAGGAAUGGGCAGAACAAGGAGGUAUACUGCGGCAUUUAAGUGACCACAAGUACUGGCCAGCACCGUGGAAGCUGCAGCAGCCCAAUUAUGGUGACAGUAAGCUACUAAUCAUGUACGCAAUCGAAGAAAUCUGCAAGCAGGCAUUGGGCCCAGAUGGCGAACCACAGGUAAUCGUCAACAGCGUGUGUCCAGGCAUGGUUAAAACCGAUAUUGGGCGCGCCGUGGGGGAUCAAACGUGGGUCAUGAAGCUUCUCGUCUCGCUGUAUAUGAGUCUGGGUGGGAAGCCCCCUGACUACGGCGCCAGGCACUAUAUAAUGGUGGCCUUACGACCUAAGGAAGAGCAUGGGCGGUUCUCCAUCGCGUGGUUGACUCAUGAGCAAUACCUGAGGAAGGCAAGCGUCAAUGUCACGAGUGAAAACGCAAGAAAGGUUCAGGCUUUGGCAUGGAAGGAGAUAAUCAGGGAGCUGAGUGCCAAAGUUCCAGGUCUCGAGAGUCAUUGGCUUGAAAAUCUGUGA